This is a messenger RNA of Cannabis sativa, 1560 nucleotides long. RefSeq names its product homoserine kinase. Gene Ontology annotation, molecular function: homoserine kinase activity; ATP binding. Gene Ontology annotation, biological process: L-threonine metabolic process. The transcript has a single exon. Lineage: Eukaryota; Viridiplantae; Streptophyta; Magnoliopsida; Rosales; Cannabaceae. The record is from RefSeq and is a predicted model, not a curated record. The coding region runs from base 168 to 1274 and encodes 368 amino acids.
AAAAAAAAAUUAAGAGUGGAGAAGUUCAGAACAUAAUUUUGUUAAAAUUGCUAAGCAAAAUACGGAGUGCAUAUCGAGUCAGAUUUAAGCACAUUGUAAUAACUGUCACUGUUCUGUAACCAUCUAAAACCCUAAAGGUCCAUUCUUUACAAUCUUUAACCUCUACAAUGGCGUUCUCCUUACAAGCUCCAGUCAAACCCGUAACCUUUCCUCUAUCCAAACCUCUAUCCAAGCGGAAACCCCUUUUCGUUUGCAACCUAUCCUUACCUUUAAGAUACCCACUCACCAGCAUCGAACCCGAACCCGUUUACGCUUCCGUCAAGGCCUUUGCACCCGCCACAGUAGCCAAUCUUGGUCCUGGGUUUGACUUUCUAGGCUGCGCCGUUGAUGGAGUCGGUGAUUACGUCUCCCUCAGCAUUGACCCACAAGUUCACCCUGGCGAAAUCGCCAUCUCCGAAAUCAAUGGCGAUAACGCCAACAAGCUCAGCAAAAACCCACUUUGGAACUGUGCAGGCAUAGCCGCCAUUGAAGUUAUGAAGAUGCUCGGUGUUCGAUCUGUUGGUCUAUCGCUUUCGCUUGACAAGGGUUUACCCUUAGGAAGUGGUCUUGGAUCGAGUGCUGCUAGCGCGGCAGCUGCGGCGGUAGCGGUGAACGAGAUUUUCGGAGGGAAAUUGGGGGUUGAGGAAUUGGUACUGGCUGGGCUUAAAUCGGAGGAGAAGGUAUCUGGAUACCAUGCGGACAAUGUGGCACCGGCGAUUAUGGGAGGUUUCAUAUUGAUUCGAAACUAUGAACCUUUGGAGUUGAUUCGGUUAAGUUUUCCAGAAGAUAAAGAACUGUUUUUUGUACUGGUGAGUCCAGACUUUGAAGCUCCGACUAAGAAAAUGCGGGCAGCUUUGCCAGCAGAGAUUGGAAUGCCUCACCAUGUCUGGAAUUGUAGCCAAGCUGGAGCAUUGGUGGCAUCUGUGUUGCAAGGGGAUUUAGUGGGGUUGGGGAAGGCAUUGUCUUCUGACAAGAUCGUGGAGCCGAGGCGGGCUCCUCUGAUUCCGGGCAUGGAAGCUGUAAAGAAGGCCGCCAUUGAGGCCGGUGCAUAUGGGUGCACCAUCAGCGGAGCUGGGCCAACCGCGGUUGCAGUGACUGAUAAUGAGGAGAAAGGGAAAGUGAUUGGUGAGCAAAUGAUCAAUGCUUUCUUGAAAGAAGGCAAAUUGAAAGCUGUGGCCAAUGUUCAGAGGCUUGACCGGGUUGGUGCCAGGCUCAUUGGUAGUAUUCCCAGAUAAUUGAUGAAGGGUAUUUGUUGAAUCAUUAUAAUCUUCCAUGGUGUUUCGGUUUCCAGUUGAAUUUGACAACAACUCAUGACUUGAUAGAUAUAGUGGUGUGGCCGAAAUUGAUCACUAAAUUCAAGAAUUUGACUUGGGCUUGUUUUCAAAUGUUGUUAUUAGGUGCAGUGUUGUUCUAUUUUCUUCAAUUGGUUAUGAAGAAAUGUCUAUUUUAAACAUGUAGCUUUCUUUUGCUUAUCUCGGAAAUAAAAUGGUGUAUUAAGCACCUAAAUUCACAGCCCCAAAA